Molecule: messenger RNA, 522 nt
Organism: Hippopotamus amphibius kiboko
Lineage: Eukaryota; Metazoa; Chordata; Mammalia; Artiodactyla; Hippopotamidae
Gene: GP9
Product: glycoprotein IX platelet
Exons: 1
Coding region: 1-522 (173 amino acids)
Molecular function (GO): protein binding
Source: RefSeq, a predicted model, not a curated record
AUGUCCGUCUGGGCGGCCCUGCUGCUGCUCUGGGCGGCCGCCGGGGCCUCCGAGGACUGCCCGGCCCCGUGCGCCUGCCGCGCGCUGGACACCAUGGGGCUGCAGGUGGACUGCAGCGGCCGCGGGCUGGAGGCGCUGCCCGCCCUGCCGGCCCGCACGCGCCACCUCCUGCUGGCCAACAACAGCCUGCGCUCCGUGGCGCCCGGCGCCUUCGACCACCUGCCGCAGCUGCAGACCCUCCUGGCGGAGCACAACCCCUGGCGCUGCGACUGCGGCCUCACCUACCUGCGCCUGUGGCUGGAGGACCGCGCGCCCGAGCAGCUGCUGCGCGUGCGCUGCGCCGGCCCCGGCCGCGCCUCCGGCCGCGCGCUCGGCCAGCUCAGCGGCUCCGAGCUGGGCGGCUGCGGCUGGAGCCUGCCGGGGCCCUGGGCUGAGCCCGGGCGCUGGUGGGACGCGGCGCUGGUCGUCGUGGCCGCGCUGAUCCUGGCUCUCCUGGUGGGCCUGCUGUGCGCCGUCUCCUGA